AUGGCCACCAUUACUGACGAGAAGAACAUUUCGGUGCUGCACCAGGAAAACGCUGCCGAGACACACGUUGUUGGCCACGCAGUCAAUCAAGAAGAGCAUGACUUGACCAAGAGGCAGGCUUUUAUGCAAAACAAGAAGACGAUGGCAUGGUGCUUCUGGGUCAUCUGGGUUCUGAUCCUCGCCAGUUUCGACAACGCUGCCGGCAGCAGCAUUCUUGGUAUCCCUCAGUUUCGUAAGGACUUUGGGUCGGCAUUCGAGGGCAACUACGUCCUUCCCGCUAAAUGGCAAUCUGCUUACAGCGGUGCACCAGCUGCCUUCUCCGUUAUUUAUUCUCUGGGGGCCGGGUGGUUUGCAGAUAGGAUUGGUCGCAGAUACACCUUGCUUUCUGGAUUUCUCCUUUCGUUCAUCGGUAUAACGUUGGAAGUGAUUGCAACAACGAACGAUCUAUUCUUCGCCGGUAAAUCUAUCAACGGACUUGCUAUUGGGGUUCUUAUCAGUGUGGGAAUGACUUAUGUGGGCGAGAUUGUUCCAACAGCUUUACGCGGGCCGGCAACUUCUGCAUGCGCUCUAGCCUUUUCGUUCGGGCCAUUUGUGGUAUCUCUCCUCGUCUAUGGCACAGGAACUUGGAGCAACCGUUGGGCGUAUCGUGCUUCAUUUGUAUCUCAGUAUGGAUUCAAUGUCACCGGGCUUAUGUUUCUGCCCUUUAUGCCAGAGUCGCCUUGGUACCUUCUCAUGAAGGGUAAAGAUACAGCUGCUCUCAACUCUCUCGGUAGACUAGGCAUGUCAUCUGAGCAAGCUCAGAAGAAGCUCGCCAACAUUAGAUUGACUCUGGAAGAGAUGAAAAAAGAAACCGAGGGCGCCAGUUAUCUCGAGUCAGCACCUCUUACAAUCCAAGUCCAGUCCGGUGUAAUAUUCCUUUCAACGUACUUUUUCUAUACGCUUCAGUUAGCUGGCAUAUCCGCAGGCCAGUCUUUCGCAAUCAAUAUCGGGACUCAAAUUUUGUCAAUGGCAGGGAAUGUUUUUCCUUGGUAUCUGAUCAAUAAGGUCGGUCGCCAAUGGCUCAUGAUCAGCAGCUUGAUAUCCAUCAUCAUCCUGGAUAGCCUUUUCAGUGGCUUGAUUACAAUGAAGACAACUGAUGCCGCGCUUAGAGCCGGCAUUGCAUUCGGCUCCAUAUACGUCUUCUGCUACAACGCUUCUAUCGGUGGUGCCGCAUAUACUAUCUUGACCGAGACCGCAACACCGCGUCUCCGCGUCAAGACAAUCGCUAUUGGUCUUGCUUUUCAGAAUGUCUGGAGCACAUUGUGGUUGUUCGUCCUGCCGUACAUUUUCAACCCGGACCAAGCCAACCUCGGUCCCAAAACGGGGUUUAUCUUCGCGGGCUUGGCUGUGUUGUGUCUCGUUUUCGUCUGGUUUUAUCAGCCCGAAACCCGCGGACGCACGUACGAGGAGAUUGACGAACUAUUCGUGAAGAAGGUUCCGGCUAGAGAGUUCGAAGGCUUCGUGACGGAAGCUGAGACUCGUGGUCAAGUUGCUAAGCAGGUUCUUGAUGGGAAAAAGGCUGCUAUGAAACACUAG
Molecule: messenger RNA, 1575 nt
Organism: Mollisia scopiformis
Lineage: Eukaryota; Fungi; Ascomycota; Leotiomycetes; Helotiales; Mollisiaceae
Product: MFS general substrate transporter
Exons: 7
Coding region: 1-1575 (524 amino acids)
Biological process (GO): carbohydrate transport; transmembrane transport
Cellular component (GO): membrane
Molecular function (GO): carbohydrate:proton symporter activity
Source: RefSeq, a predicted model, not a curated record